Mobula hypostoma (lesser devil ray) is the source of this 9067-nucleotide messenger RNA. RefSeq names its product guanine nucleotide-binding protein G(I)/G(S)/G(O) subunit gamma-7-like. Gene Ontology annotation, cellular component: heterotrimeric G-protein complex. Gene Ontology annotation, molecular function: G-protein beta-subunit binding. Bases 774 to 977 code for a protein of 67 amino acids. The transcript has 8 exons. The record is from RefSeq and is a predicted model, not a curated record. Gene Ontology annotation, biological process: G protein-coupled receptor signaling pathway. NCBI's taxonomy places the organism in Eukaryota, Metazoa, Chordata, Chondrichthyes, Myliobatiformes, Myliobatidae.
AAUCUAUUCCCUCUCUGUAUUUUUCCCCUGUCUCUUUCCCUCCCCCAGUAUCUCUCUCCUGCUGACGUCUGGCUGCUGACUCUCCCCCUCCGUUUUCUCCCUCUGCCCCUCUCUCCGCCUCUCUCUCUCUGUCUGUCUGUCUGUCUGUCUCUCUCUCGGUGCUGCCGCCUCGCUUCAUUUGCCGCCUCGCUUCAUUCGCCUCCUCGGCUGCCGGAGCCGGUGCCGGGCUCGCCGCCCGCUCUCCAUCACUCGUCGCCACCGCCUCCUACUCCAGCUCGCCGCCUCCGCUCGCUUCGUGGACCCAGAUUUUUGACCAAGAAGGAAGAUCAAACUUUCAUCAGAACUUUGCCAAACUUUGAUCUGCAGCUGGUGACUAAUAGAUUUCCAUCAUCUGAUGAUUUUCGUUAUUUUCAUUUAAGACAACAGUCAAACUUGACAUCCUUUAAGGAUUUAUAUCCAAGUGAUUAUAAAAUUGAAGAACAGCUUAAGCAGACCAAUUCCUCCUCGGGAUUGCAAGCUAAUUCACCUCAGAAGCUUGACCUGCAUAGGAGUACCAUUUGCUCCAUGAUGUUUACUUGUUAGAAGAAGUAUUACCAUAAUUUAUUUCUGCUUGAACACUAAAAAAGACUGAAGAGUGCUUCCCUCAAAACAAAAGAGAAGAGUUUCAAAAUAACAACAAAGGAAAAGGGCCCGAAGCAAAAGUUUGAGCACCCUGCAUGGCAGUACUUAGUAACACCCCCUUUGAAAAUUGACUUGCUAAAUAAGCAGCAACAAUGUCAACAAACAACAUAGCUCAGGCAAGGAAAAUGGUGGAACAAUUGAGGAUUGAAGCUGGUAUUGAAAGAAUCAAGGUUUCAAAGGCAGCUGUAGAUUUGAUGAACUACUGUGAGCAGCAUGCACGGAAUGACCCAUUGCUCGUCGGCGUUCCAGCCUCAGAAAAUCCCUUCAAGGAUAAAAAACCUUGCACCAUCCUAUAGCUGCUGCCAGCCACCUUUACGCAAACUGACCACAGCAUCAGAAGACCUGCCAAGAAUUUCUAUUGGUAAUCAGACCUUGAGAAGCAGUGCAGCUUCUGAAAUACAGGCCUGCUGUGGAAAUGUGUUUUUAAAAAAGGAAAAAAUAUUGGAUUCUGUUUGUUUGUUAGCUAAGCAUGUUUCUCGAAAUGAAGGAAAGAAGAUAUGAUGGGGAAGAGCAAUGAAAAAGAAUUGCUAUUUUGGACUUUCAUGAUAGAUUUUCUGAUUGUAAUAUUAAGAUCUUAGGUUUAAAAAAAACUAACUCAGCAAAGAUAAUGUCUUUGCCUAAAAAUUCUAUAAAAAUGAAAAGUGUAUAUGUAAGGAGUGUACAUUUGGAGGGUGAUAAUACAGUUUGGGCAAUAACAUAUUAGAUGAAGAGAAGCAAUUGAAUGCUUCCAUUGCAUUUUUAAAUGUCACAUUGUUCAUUUUUAUUAUCAUUAGUAACUGUACUGCUAUUAAAAAAGUAGUUUUUCUUCCCCCUUCCUUUUAAAUUCCAUAUUUACACCACCAAAGUACUGGCCAAGGGAAAACAAUGUAAAUAAUGUUCAAUCUGUUCAUUCCUCAUCUGUUUUCCUUAAAAAGACCUGGUGGUUGUGAAGUAACCAAAAAAAAUCUUUGUACUAUCAGAUGAUUCACAUUUAUUUGUGGUAAACAGUAUUACAUAGAAUUGCAAAUUUUUGUUCUGCAAAUGCAAAUAUUUCAUUCCCUUAAAAAAUGACACCAUAAGUCCCAUUAAAAAUCAAACAUUCAUACCACAAAUAUGGAUAUUGGCAACACGUACUUUCUGUCCAUUGGAACAUUUAUUUUUUUUUGCUUCACUUUACAGAACAAAACAUCCAACAAGGCCAAGCUUAACAUUUAAGAGUGUAUGCAUACCCUCUGUUAAGCUUCUGUACUAAACUGUAUUAUAGCUCAUCAUAAAAUGUUUAACUAAUUAUAUAUUGUUAAUUUAUAACUCUUGAAAUAAUUCAUAUUGAUUAUUUCUGUUUGAAGCUAAAGUUCUAAUCCAUUAUUUGCAGCAUAUUACUUCUACCAACAGUAUUCACUUGCUAUGUAAAGAAUCUGUUCAGUAGCAUAUCAGCAGCUACAGAAUGAUAAAAAAAAACUUCUUGACAUGUCAGUAAAAACCUAAAGCAAAGACAAAGAUUAGGUAGCAAAUGUUUGAUCAUGUGACAAUGAGCUACAGCCUUUCACUUGUCCUUGUACAUUAGAUCAAACCUCCUAAGGAAUGUAAAUCGUAGUUGUGUGCCAAAAACCAUGAAAAUGCCAAGUGAUUUAUGUCAUUGAGAAGUGCUGGAAUUCUUGAGAACCACAAAUUUUUAUAUAUAAAAAAGUUAUCUUGGAAGGCAAGAGCUUAAACACUUGUCACGUUUUUUCUGUUUAACAUAUUUAAGCAGAUUGCAUGUGCAUUGUUCUAUCAGCUGCCUUGAUAUGUCAUCUCAUGAAUGUCACAAGUUACUCUGUGACAAAAUGCAAUAUAGUUACAUCUUAAUGCCCAGCAAUUAAUUUCUCGCAUUAAAAUCAAACCAUUUGAAAUCACAGUUAUGUAAAAGAGAACUCUUUAAGACUAUUCUUUUGUUCACUAGUUUUAUGAUGGACAGUAGAUUUUUUGACACAUAAUAAUAUUGCAGAGACAUGCCAGUGCCCCGCCACCUUUGCUUAUUCUCUUUCAAUCCUUUUUGGUAUUUUUUACAGUGCCUUUUUAAUUUUGGGAAAAUAAAAUGGAAAAACCUUUGUUAUCUUACAUUAGUUAUUAAAUUUACAAUCUUUCCUUUGAUAUUGCCAAAUCAAGGAUCUAUUCCUUAAAAAAAACAAACUCGCUGGAAAUUUGAAAGUUAUUGAGUGAGAUUUUCUCAAAUUCCUCUACAUUGACAUUUGAAUUUUAAAAAUAUACCCAUGUAUUUAUGUUCCCAGUUGUGAUUGCAGAUUUGCAUCUUUGCAUUUUUAUUCAAUAUAAUCUUGUACAUACAGACUUAUAGCUAACCCUUCUGUGAACGUAAGUUGCCUGGAAGGUUGAAAAUAAUUGGAAUUGUACAUUGAUGUUGUAACAUACAGUGCCAUAGAGCUAUAGGUCUCAACUUUGAACCUCAUGAGUUGUGAUGCAACGCUAACUUCAAAGUGGUGUGCUGUAAAGGUUCUAUAUGAAUGACAGAUUUUUUACUGAGAAAUCUACAGGUGAACAUGUACAAGUUAUUGCCAAAUUUCUCUCAAAGGUUGCAUUGAAAUAGGCCUGGGACCAGGCCACUUCACCUCCCUUCUGUGCAGUAAAUCAUACAGUGCAUAGACCCAAAGAGGAGCAAGUAAGAAAAUAUUCCUUUCUCUGUCCAAAAUGUUGAUUGUAAAGUAAGAUAUAACAUACACUGUAUACUUUAGGUUAUCACCCUCAUUCAAGGACCAUCCGUUAAAGCUCAUCCAGAAUGCUCAUCUGAUGCUCCUUGACUUUCUAAAAUAGUUCCAUGGCAAAAUUGGUGGGAAAACAUUUUCUAUUCAGAUUUCAUCACUUCCUCCUAAUGUUUCUUACUCUUUGUAAAUAUAUUAUGGCAUUACCACCUUUCCCUAGUUCAGCUAGUUGGGUGAUGGCAUUGGAGUCACACCAGAAGUGCCAUUGCAAAUUGCAAAUGACAAGAUCCUUGUGAGGAGAAAAUUAGGUAGUUACAGUGUUGAGGAAAAUGUAUCAUUAAAUGUAAGGACAUUUACACUGAGAUUGAUAGAAUUGAAUUAACCUGUUGCCCAAACAUAAAAUCCCACUGGAAAUGUCUUUGUCUCUCAAUACUGUUUAAUCCUCAUACAAGUUUUUAAACCCAAGAUGACAAUAAUCUAGAAACCAGAUGGGCAACUUGGUCCACUUUGCAGUGUUAGAUGAAUUAGACUCUUGAACUCAACUCAUCCUUCAGAAAAUCUGACACUUAUUUGAUAAUUCCAGUAAAUAUUCUAUCAAUCUUGCUAAAGUGAGUUUGCCAUAGCGUUAUGCAUUACUUUAAUGCUUCUCCAAAAGAAUGGGAUUGGGAAUAUGUUUACAUUAUUUGUGAAUGUAUUUGGGAAACCUCCUGAUCCCAGACAUAUGCCAUGUUGUUAUUAUCUUCUAGGAAAUUAUCCAUAGGGUUUGUUUUUGACAGAUCAUCUGCCCUUAAUGACAGUUGAUGCUGCCAUGCUAUCAGCAAUAUUGAUAGCCAAGGCAUUGGAGAGUAUUACUGAAUCACUCAUUCUCAGUACCAUUUAUUGUGGGAUAUUUUCCUCAACUCUGAAACAGAAGUAUUUCUUCAAUGUUAAAACAGUAUUAAUAAUUUUCUUUAAUAGAUAUCAUGGUAUAAUGAAAGUAUGUGGAGAACAAAUUUUGCAUUAACUUUGUAAAGAGAGGAAACAGUGUAAAAGAUCCAAAAAUGAAAAGAGAUAGUUGAUUGAUCAACAAAAGAGAAAAAAGGUCUUGAAUUCAUAGAGUAUCUUUCAGGACAUAUGGACGUGCCAAAGCGUUUUAAAGUUAAUGAAAUAUUUUCAAUGGUUCGAACUAUAAGUUGCCAUUAUAAAAUAAGGUUAUGCUGCACCAAAUUGUGAUUACCCUUGAGAUAAUAGCAAAUAAUUACUUUUUUGUGCUAUUAAAUGAGAGAGAAAUAUUGAGCAACAAAGAGAAGAACUCUAAUGCUUUUCUUGAAAUAAUGGCAUGGGUUUUCUUAUGUCCACCUUAAGAGCCCAGAUGUUUUUUUUUCAUAUGAUAUCCCAUCUGAAAUGCAGCACUCCUUCAGUAUUGCACUGAAUUAUUAGCUGAGGUGACAUAUUUAAGUUUCUUGGCCAAAGCUUGAAUUUGGUACUUUCUGAGUCAGAACUGAGAGUACUACUUCUCAGCUAAGAUUGACAAAUCAAACCCCUAAAAUUAGAUAGUUUUCUCCAAAAAAAACAGAAACCUAGUUCACCCAAUAUUAUCUUCAUAUCAUUGAACUCAAUUUUUCUUUUGACAGUGCAAAACAGAAAAGAUCCAGUAUUUGGUGCUUUGAAUUAUCGUUGGUUCAACAACCUGCUCAUUACCUUCUCUCUUGUUGUGCCUUGAAGGACUUCCUAAAUUUACAAUGAAAUCAGUUCUGUCAGCAGUCAGUCAACAGUGUCUGUUUUUCAUCAAAACCUUAGCAUGUAAGAAGAGCUUCAACCUACUUGCUCAACUUUUUAUAAAAGCCCUUUCCCUAUAUUAAAUAAAUCUUAACUUGAUGAAAUCUAAACUUUACAUUGUUCAAUAUCAGAUCAAUAAUCACAUUUGACACAGAGAAUUCUGUGGAAUAGAGCAUUGCAUCUUGCCUUCACAAUGGUAAAGUUCUUAAAUAAAACUAAACUCUGGUUAUUUCAGACGUACGCCAAUCUUAGGAAUUAUUGUACUUUGAAUUCUGAACAUUACUCUUGAUUUCCCAGAAGUUAGUUCCUUGAUCCAUUCACAGCAGGGGGACAGAAAACAAAAAAAGCUCAAUGGUCCCCUCACUCAGUUACGGCCAACUAGAUCUCUUUGAUAGAAUUCCUUGAUUGCUAUGUUUUAUCCACUGACAUCAAUUGCUCCCUCUACCUGAGAGACUAACGUAGUCCAAAGGAAGUUCACAAGGCUAAUUCUGGGGAUGUAAAUGUUGUCCUAUCAAAAGAGGCUCUACUGAUUAGGUCUGUAUGCCUUGGAGUUUUGAAGAAUGAGGGUGACCUUAUUCAAACCUGUUAAUAUCCUAAGGGAAUUGACAAGUAAAUGUUGAGAUGUUUCCACCAUCACAAACAAGGAGACAUAGCUACCUAACAAUGGCCUGGUCAUUUAAAACUGAGGUGCAUAGAAAUAUUUUCUCAGCCAGUAAUGUAUCUCUUGGAUUCUCUGCCCCCAAGAGUGGUGGAGGCCAGAUCAGUAGAAACAUGCAGUAUACCAUAGGUGGCAGUAGAGAAAUAUCUGAAAGAUUGAAAAGCUGAGGAUUUUGGAGAACUGCUCCAAUUUUCUUGUGUUCCUGUGAUUUCUUCUUUCCAGUGGAAUCUGUAGCUCAUUAGAAGAAGUACUUGUCAACUUAUUUGUAUAGUUAGGUACUGUAAGUAUUCUCCACAGCACAAAAACAACCUUGUUGGAUCAAACCACACUGGGACAUUAAGUUUCAGGAAUUGCAGUAAUAGGGGGAGGAAACAGUAAUUGCCACUAUUUUUCCCCCCUCGUUUCAAAUGCCAGGUCACUUGGGAAGGCAAAUCUUUACCACAAACCUAUGAAGAAAUUGGUGAAAGCCAAAAUACUGACAUGAAAAUACUAAUAGAACUGGUUUCCAGUGCUGGUCAAGGCAGCAAAUCAUCUUCAUUACUGUGCCCAGUUUGGGAAUCUUCCCGUGAUCCUCUGCAUAAUCCACCUGAUUCCUCUUUCUUCCUCGCUGGCUUCAUUUAUGUAAUUCCACAGAGCUUACUAUUAUAAAUAAUGAAGAUAGAUUGUACAGACUUAGCGAAGUGGGCACUCAGUGUUUAAUUUUCUUCUUAUUUUUUGUUAUCAACUUAGCUUGUGUAUCUGCAUGAGCACAACUCUGAAAAGAAACAGAUCAACUAAAUCACAUAUUGACAAAGGGGUAAAUUCAUCUAACUGUUGAAUGUUAGACUGGAUGCUCAUGGUUCUGUCCAGUUCAUUUUCAUGGUCAAUAGUUUGUAAUAAAGGAAAAAGUAUACAAGCUUUUUCAAAGUGUCCUUCUUAGAAGCACCUGACUACGAAGGUGAGGCAGUGCAUUCAGAAGCUUUCAAUAAAACAAGACAAUUUUGAUCAUUUAAUUUUACGAUGUAGCUGGCAUGAUGGAGCUUUACAUGUUCAUUUAUAUUCACCAUCCCAGUCCUAACCAGUACUGAAAGGCUGGCUGGAAGCAUCACUAAAGCCAAGGUUAACCCUAUCUGAAUAAUCUUUCCUCUUACUGGUUUAAAGUUUUGUCACAAUAAUUGAGCAUGGACUUUAAUGGGAUAAAAUCUAUCCACCCUAGAGGAGGGACAACAGUACGGAGGCAGAGCAAUGGACAAAAGGAUCAUGAUUUAAACAAGUUUACUUUGCAUUUUAAUGCUCUUCCAAAAGCUUAGAUUCAGUAUCUAUGGUUAAAGAUCUUUGGUAACUGUUUUAGCUGUAGGCCCUAGUAACUGCUCUAAGUUCAGAUGCAAUGUACCUGAAUUUGCCAUCUAGCUUGGACUAGGUAUUUGUUAAAGAGGGUUUCCAGAGCUCGUAUAUUUGAAUUCAAGCAAACUAUCUAAUUUCAGAAAUAAUAAAAUAGAUAAACCUUGUUUUGAAUGUUUUAUUGAAGUGUUGUCUCCUUUGAAAAAUCUUAGAAAUUUUCCUGCUUACCUACAGUGGAUAAUCAAUUGUACAAAAUGGAUGGGUGUAUCUAAAAGAAUCGUAACCAUAAAGAUACACCAAUCUCUUUGAAGAAGCCAUGUUUUCGGCUUUGUAAACAUUGUGUAUAACACAAUUAUCAGUAAGUUGUAUAAUGAGUUUAACUAAUCACUACAGUGUACUGUAUUUUUCAGUUAACUACUAUAUGCUUAAUAGCCUGAUGAACUCAUUGUGAUAUUAUAAAUAAUGACAGACUGUCUCUGCUGCUACUUAUGAAUAUUGUACACAGGGAUAAUGUGUGUGUUAUUUUAGAAAAAUGAGAAGCUUUAGGGCCACUUUGUAGAUGUAAUGGAAUUUUGUUUUGCCUUUUAUACACCCUCUCAGCAGAUGCCUUCAUGAUUUUGAGUCCCCCUGCUUCAUUUUUAAUUUCCUGAUGAGCUUCAAGAUACCAAAUAACUACUCUGAUCUGGGAUGCAAGAUUGGUGACUUGUGGUUUGGUCUGAGUAGUCCCAGGACAUCUAGUUGUGAGGUACAGCUCUUGUGGAGGAUGGAGACCUGGGUACUGUGCCAGUCCUGCUCCUCCAGGGGCUUCAAAAUUAAUGUAACACCUGAAUUGCCAAGUCUCUGAAGAUUGUGAAGUGCAAACUCCAACUUGCUCUAUUCAAAAACAGCAGCUGGGGUCCUACUUCAAUCAUAGGAUUUCCCUGUUGAAAGAAUCAGCUGCCUUGGAUAGGCAGGUACUUUGGUCGCUCAGUGGCUUCCUUAAAAAUGGAGUCAGUAACAAGGUAACGGUAAUGCACACAUAUGGGAGGCCCUACGGUCUAACACCUGCCGUCUGACACUGUGAAAUUUCAUCUACGUUUAAAAUCAUGCAGCAAUCGACUGCUUCCCAACCGUAGGAGACUAAGGACACUGAGUAUUCCAAGAAAAACACUUUACUCAAAUGUAUGUAUGAAGUAACCUGAGUCACAAUAGUGCCAAACACAAGGCUGAUCAAUUAGGAAUAAUUAUGAAAUUAAGUGAACACAGACCCAAGCUCUGAGUGAAACAGACUUUAAUCCAAGCCAUAUUUUACCUUGAUUCCAAUGAAUGAAAGUAUAUACACAGAGUAUUCCUGAAAUGACCACAAGUGUAUUGCAUUAAUAAAACUGAAAAGAAUUUGUAGUGGAAGGAAGAAAGUAUCCAAAAUGCCAGCAGUUAUGUGUAUGCUUUUUGCAUACAAGCUCUUCUAAUGGCCUCCAGGUAGCCAAUGAUACAUCUGUGUUUUAACUAAAUUAUACUUCUCAUUUACAUUUCACAACAUAAGAAACUGUGGUUUUUAGUGUUAAUUUUUUAUAGCAUAUCAAGCUAAAAGUCUUUUUACUUUGAGUAUUCACCUGUGUGUGUAUUCUGAAUGCAUAUAUAAGAAUAUGUACAAUUAAAACACAAUUAGGAUAAGAUAAUUAUUUGUAAUCUGUAGCCGUGUACCUUGUAUUAAGCCCCUUACUGAAUGUGCUUUGUUGCUUCUCUGUAUGUUAUUUGAUUGCUAUUAAAGCUAACAUUUAAGGGGUUAGAUUAUUACAAAAUGUUUUCACCUUUUAUUCUAGCAGUGCUGUAUGAAUUGUGAAUUGUGCUUGCUCUCUUGAUAUCUUUGUUGCCCCCUUUUAAUUAUAUUGUUAACACCCUUAUCGCACAAUGUUUCAAGUGUUGUACAAUUUUGAAGGAUGACUUGAUUGAACUCCAAAGCGUUCACACAUUAUUUUAAUAAAUUAGGUUUUUAAGA